This is a messenger RNA of Toxotes jaculatrix (banded archerfish), 1845 nucleotides long. RefSeq names its product serine/threonine-protein kinase 4-like. Gene Ontology annotation, biological process: protein phosphorylation; lipid transport; lipoprotein metabolic process. The record is from RefSeq and is a predicted model, not a curated record. Bases 124 to 1845 code for a protein of 573 amino acids. NCBI's taxonomy places the organism in Eukaryota, Metazoa, Chordata, Actinopteri, Toxotidae. The transcript is spliced from 10 exons. Gene Ontology annotation, cellular component: extracellular region. Gene Ontology annotation, molecular function: protein kinase activity; ATP binding; lipid binding.
AAGACAUCAGAUAAAGCUAAAGCCAAAGGAUAGGUACAUCUUUAGUUUCUCUUCGCAAGACAGAGCAACAUGAUUCACUGAUUUUAGGUCAUACACGGUUACGCAAAUAAGGAAAUAACAAAGAUGGGGGCAGAACAGAGCACUCUGGCAAAGAACGGUUAUACACUGCAAAGAGAAACCAAAAAUGCUGUUGUUGCCACAAAGGGAGAUGACAUGUUUUUCUUAAGAAGGAUCAUCUUACACAAGGUACCCAGAAAUGUUGUUCCAGCAUUAACCAGAGAGAGAGCAAUCCUCAAGACAACAAAUCAUCCUCAUAUUGUGAGCAUCAAGAACUCUUUUCAAGAUCAGAACAUUUACUAUGUAGUGAUGGACUACUGUCAGGGAGGAAACCUUGCUGCAAAGGUCAGAGAAAGGAGGGAAUCUCCACAAGAGUCUGAGAUACUGAGCUGGAUUGCCGAGAUCUGUAUUGCUUUGAGAGCUAUUCAUGAAAAAGGCUUGCUUCACAAACAUCUGAUGCUAAAGAACAUACUCCUCACAGAGUUUGGAAUGGUGUGCUUGGGAGAUUUUGGAAAAAUCUAUGAAAACUCAAAAAGCACUCAGUCAACCAAUAAUUCAUAUCUGGCUGAAGCCAUAAAUUAUCUGCCACCAGAAGUCUUCACUGAAGGAAGCUAUGAUGAAAAAAGUGACAUUUGGUCAGUGGGAUGCCUACUCUAUGAGCUCUGCACUCAAAAACCAGCGUUUUCAGCAGAGACCACAACCAUGCUCAUGCCCAAGAUAAUUGGUGGUCCUUACCCAUGUCUCCCAGAGACAUUCUCACCGGAGCUUUGUGAAAUCUUGAAUGAUAUAUUCAACAGAGACCCUCAAUCAAGACCAACAGCCAGUGAGAUCCUGAAACAUCCCCUCAUCAUAACAUGUCUCUCAAACAAGAUCAAAACAACUCUGGAGGAACUUCAGACCAAGCUGACCAAGCUAAGAGAUGUGGCUGAUGGUUUGGAACGUGUGCACCAGGGUACCACCAUUGGCAGGCUGACAGGAGGAGUGAUUGGAGUGGUGGGGGGGGUUACGUCCAUAGUGGGUCUAAUACUGGCCCCCUUCACUUUGGGAGCCUCUCUUAUUGUCUCUGGGGUUGGAGUGGGUAUGGGUGCACUUGGUGGGGUCACUGCUGGUGCCUCAAAUAUCACAAAUAUGGUCAACCAGUCCUCUGAUCGCAAAGCUGUUCAAAGCAUCCUCAAAGAGUUUGAACAGAAAAUUCCAGCAGUUGUCACCUGGUUACAGGAGUUUGGCAACAGCAUCCAGAACAUCAGGAGCGGAUUUGGCUCAGCUGAGACACCUGACACAGAGGAUAGCCAGUUCACUGAAGAGAACCAGAAAAGGCAUGGCUUCAGGGCAGGGAGGGGAAUGGGUGGCCUUGCAGCAUGGGCAUCCAGGGCAGUACGUGUGGCAGAGGUAGCUACAAGUGUGCUUUUUGGCUUAUUCAUAGCAGUAGAUAUCUUUUUUAUUGCCAUGGAUGCCAAAGAGAUAUACCACAUUAGACAGGCAAAGGCAGCAGAGGCAGCUGCUACUUCUGGGUCAGUGUCCAACUUUGACUCUACGUCUACCUCUGACCAAGCUGCACUGUCCAGUUCAGUGAUGCAAGAGCUCGAGCCUAAAACAUCACAGGCACAGGACCAGUCUUCCUCUAAUACCACUGAAGUCAAAUCUGAGAUCAUGAAAUUUGUCCUGUCAAUCAGGCAGGCAGCAGACAACUUGGAGAAAGUCUUGAAUGAGCUACAAAGCAUCAACUCAUCUCUCCUUUCAUUUGGAGAUCAGGGAGAGCUGGAAUGGCAAGAUAUGGAAUUAAUGUAA